UCUUCAGCGGUGGCGCCACCACACCACAACACACCACGAUUUGUUAAAACGUUAGAUUUUAAACCGUUUUCUCGCGAUUUCAAUUAAAAAUAUCGUCUAAAAUGUAACCGUUUUCAAAAAAUUUUUCCGAUCGACGACCCAUCGAACGGCCUUCGCCCCCGGCAUGCGUGCCCGUUCGAUGAAAUAACGCGUUUCCGCGAAAGUGUUUGGCGGGCUUUGGUAAACAGUUGUGCUAAUGGCUGAAGGUGUUCGCUCACGUCUCCAACGAUUUCAACCCGUUUAAACACUAAAACAAGGGGACCGUCUAAUUUUACUUAAAGAAUGAGUUUAUCGGGGAAUGUUCGCGUCAAGCGUAAAGAGACGGCGAACGAAGAAUCCGUCGUCGUGCCAGAUUCGACGACGAUCGUUGAAAAAGACGCCACUUCCUCGAAAUGGGACUUCGCCCCUGGACAAGACGUUCUGCUCAAACAGAAGGAUGGUCGAUUUUAUUUGGGUACCAUAGUUGAGGUGGAUCCCAUUAGGGAACAAUGUUUGGUUAAAUUUGGCGACGACACGGAUAGUUGGAGUGGAUUCAAGGAUCUGACGAAACUGAGCGCUCCCGAACAAGAAGUUUUAUGCGUCAUUUGUAAAAAAUCCGCCCCAAAGAACAAGCAUGAGGUGACUGUUUGCGAUAAAUGUGGUAGGGGUUAUCAUCAGAAGUGUCAUCAACCAGAAAUACCUAAUAUUUGUCAGAAGGAAGGUGGUGGAUGGGUUUGUCGAAGGUGUAUUCAACAGGAACCAUUGUUACGUCAACGCCGUCCUGCUGAUUUUAAAGGUCAGCAGCAAAGAAGGGAUUCUGUUAGAAAAAUUUGUUCCAAUUCUGAAACUAUUAGAAAAACAUUGCCUUAUAAUAUUGAUGAUUUAACUUGGGACACAUAUCAUAGAGUGAAUUCCGAGCAACUGUAUUGUUACUGUGGCUCUAAUGGCGAGUGGUAUACGCAAAUGUUACAAUGUGGCCGCUGUAGACAGUGGUUUCAUGAGCGAUGCAUUGGCCCUUGCCUCCAAUAUCCAUUGUACUGUGGUGAUCGUUUUUACGUCUUCGUCUGUUCCGUUUGCAAUCAAGGCGUGGAAUUUUUGCGACGUUUGGAAUUGAAAUGGGUCGACCUGGUGCAUUUGAUGCUUUUCAAUCUUACCGCUUAUAACAGCAAGAAGUAUUAUGAUUUAGACACCAUUAUUGUGCCAUAUAUUAAUGAUAAUUGGCAUGCUUUACAAUUACCACCAAAGAUUUUUAACGUGUCAAAGUGUGAAAGAAGAGAAAACAUCUUAUCCGUCUUAACCAAUAAUCGGAAUCGAUUCAAAUGUGGCCGGGAAAUUAAAAAACGGACAACGAUCUGGGGCCUUAGGAUAAGACUUCCACCGCCUGCACCCUGCGUAACACUCCCAUUAAACGGUCCGAUCGUCGAAGACGACCUAAGGGAGCGGUGGCAGGGUAACCGACGGCUGCAAUUCCUACCUACGCAACAGAUCCAGUCCACCGCUCAACGAAUCGUCCCUACAGAUAACCAAAUGUUGAACGUUAUGAAAGGCUUAGCGUACCAACAAGAUGGCAACGGAAUCCAAAGCGAAACAGAAUCGCCUUGUCCUAGCCCGGAUGAAAGUCCUCUCGAUACAAAAUUAUUCAAAGUCGAGUACGGGGGUGGUUGCGCCAAACGAAGCGUUCCGUUUCCAAAGACGACAGCUUCGCUUAGUAAACAAAAGAAAAGGAUGAUUGCGCGCGAUAAAAUGUUGAGGCGACAACAGAGGAGAAAAAACGACGGAAAACGAAAGACGAGAACGUUAAGCUUUGGGGCAAGCGGAGAAAGCGGUGGUGGAGGCAAGAGAAGAGGAAACGAAGUGUUGCCUUUAACGCCUCCUACAUCGGUUUCAGCACCGCCAACACCCCCAGCGGGGUCUUCGUUGUUUCUCGAUUCAGAUUUCGCCGAAAUGGGGGUUCUAUCAACAUCGAAACGGGAUAAAAAGAAUUUGAUUAGUAGUUUAGAUACGCCUUGUGAUACUUCCGGUGAUGAGACGUCGUCGAAAAGUACUUUGGAUUUGAUUAUUCCGCCCCCAAAAGAUUUUGAAGGUAAAAACAAUCCAUUUUUAACCUUAAUGAAAACUUGCGAAACUGUCGGUAAAAAACGUCGGAGUAGAGAUAUAACACUCCCGUUACCGCUAACCGCGGUAAUUCCCGUCGUACGCACGAUGAAACGUCAACUAAGCGAAAAAGAUAUAUGCAUUGGUCCAAACGGCGAAGUAAAACGACGCCGUUUACGACGAAAUCGAGCCGUCAACGCCGCCAUCCCAAUCUAUCAAACCGCUAGUAAAACCGCCACCGUUCUGCCCGUACGCACAGACGCCAAAGAAUGGGGCCAACGCAACUUACGAUCCGUCAACAAUCAACCACAAACAACAACGACCGCCGGAAGCGGAAAUUCGCCUCAAUCGAUGUCCAAUUGCGUUGAUUACGCUUUGAACGGCCGUCGACAGUUGCGGCAACGUCAACAAGAUCGGACGAACGUCGAAAAGGAUAAGAUUAUGAUGCCGUCGUCCAACACGUCAGUAUCAAAUCCAUCUACGCCAAAGCCGAGUCCCGUUAAACAGGAAUCAGAUAUCAGUAUGGACGAUUUGAAGAGUUCGGUGAAUAGUUAUUUUGGCGCGGGAACGCGGAUCGCCGCUGGCGAACGGUUCAAUGUGAAAGCGAAGCGAAUCGGACCAACAGGGAAAAUGGAAUAUUUAAUUGAGUGGGAGGGACCUGGUAAUGGGAUGACUUGAUUUCGAAUUAAGAUCGGUUCCUAAUAAUAGAGAAAACGUAAGAAUGAAAUAAGUGAGAAAAAGGGAUGAAUGAAGAAAGGCGAGGAGAAGAAGAAUGAAGAUUGUUGUGAUAUAUUACUUGAAAUCGCGCUUUUGGAAUUUUAGACGGUGAGUAGUUUUUUUUGUUUCCGUUUUUUUAUAAUGGAACCACAAAUCGUUGAUUACUAUUGAAUACCAUUCAGGAUACACCAUACAAAAAAAAUAUAAAUAAAACCUGUUAUAUAGUUUUUUAUACACAAUAAUAAUAAUCAUAAAUGAUAAUAAAAACAAAUUAAACGGCGUGUGAGUUAAAUUAAACAAGGUUAAUUAUUAUUGAAGUGAGGCUGUAAGAAAUAUUUACGAAUCACAAAGGCGAUUUAUUGGUUGGUGGCUUUAUUUUGGAAUUUUCGUUUAUAUUUUUAACAAUUUAUCAUUUUAAUUUUCUAACCGGCCUUAAAAAAAUAUCUUUCUACAUUUUAUUACAAUCUAACUUGUUGAUAACUUGUUCAUUUAUAAACGAAAAUUUAAGUGGCUUAUUUUAAGGUGUCUUAUGAACGUUAUUUUGUUAUAAUUUCGUUAUAAGUUGUUAAGAGCCUAAGGGAAAAGGAUGAUUUAAAAAGAAAUAUACAAGGUGUUUAAAAAAAGAUGCAAAUGUUUUCUAGGUAAUUUAAUUUUUAAUUUGGAUACAAUUAUUGUAAUCCUAAGCAAUUUUCGCGAAACUGCCAAAUAAUCCAAUAUAAUGAAAAACACUGCCACGGUUUUUUUAUUUAUUUAAUUUAAAAAGAGAAAUGUAUAAAUCUUUUAUGAAAUCUUAGAAAGAUGAUUUUUUUUUCUGUUUGUAAAAAAAACUAGUGUAAUUUUAUUUUUUAAUUUAUCGAAACUAUUAACUUUAUUCGACUGUCCUUUAGUGUUCAUUGUUUAAAAUAAUUAACGACGCGUCAAAGUUAUACAAAAAAAUGAUUUUGUCAAAGAAAUCUAUAUUAAGCAAGAAAAAAAAAACUAAUUGCAAAAGAAGAAACGUAAUAAGCGUAUAAAAUUGUUGUGAUAUACUAUUUACUUUCGUUUUAUUAUUAUUUUUUUACAAUAACCGUCGUAGUAAAAAAACGAUUUUAUUAUUAUUUAUAACAAGAAGAGACUGACGUCUAUCUGUAAACAAAUAGACCGUUUUAACUUCGUUUUUACUUCACUAUAUUCCCGUUGUUUAUAUUAUAUAUAUACUAUAUUUUUUUGCUUCAUACUUCUUCAAAAAAAAAACAAAAAAAAUUAAUGUUCUGUAAAUAUAUCUAUUAUUUUAUUGUGUUAGGUACCCAAAAAAAGCAAACAAAGGAUUGUUUUGAAUCCAAAUUUGUAUUUUUAUUGUCCGUUAAGUAAAAAUAAAGCAAAUCUCUGGUACAAAAAAAUUUUAUUUGUCU
Onthophagus taurus is the source of this 4220-nucleotide messenger RNA. RefSeq names its product polycomb protein Pcl (gene Pcl). The record is from RefSeq and is a predicted model, not a curated record. Gene Ontology annotation, biological process: negative regulation of gene expression, epigenetic. Lineage: Eukaryota; Metazoa; Arthropoda; Insecta; Coleoptera; Scarabaeidae. Gene Ontology annotation, cellular component: nucleus. Gene Ontology annotation, molecular function: DNA binding; chromatin binding.